Molecule: messenger RNA, 723 nt
Organism: Aspergillus glaucus CBS 516.65
Lineage: Eukaryota; Fungi; Ascomycota; Eurotiomycetes; Eurotiales; Aspergillaceae
Exons: 4
Source: RefSeq, a predicted model, not a curated record
AUGGCCCAGUUGUAUGAGUUCUAUCAAAAUCCAGCCGAAAAGAUCCACACGUCAGGAUUAUGGUUUAUUCACUUUCUGGUCAUUAUUGCGCUUGGAAAAGGGUUUGUGGAAACAAAUACUAGGGGCAGGGCUCCACCGGGGGCAAAUCUGUUUAAAAAGGCAUUUCUGAUGCUUCCGGACUACUGCUAUCCGUGGAGAGACCCAAGCACUUCUGCUGAGCUGCUGUGCUCAAUGGCACUUUAUUUCCAAUGCAUUGACUGGCGGACCUCUGCGCAAAACAUGAUAGGACAGGCUCUGCGCAUUCUGCUAGUUCACGGCUACCACACUAAUACCCCCCCCCCUCUGAGACACUCGGGGCUCAGGCAACCGAACGCUAUCGAAGUAUCUGGUGGACGGCUUAUAUCCUCGAAUGUAAGAUCGAUCCAUGGGCGAGGCGUUCGUCAAAUGAAAGCCAUAUUCGUGAAGAGAAGGCAAAGUGUGCUCAAAGGUGUUACAGAUGUGGCUUCUGAGCCCACGACUUAUUUUCCAGUACCAGAGGAUGGUUUGGUGAAUAGUAUUUCGAGAGUCUCGGGCUACUUGAAUAUCCUUUACCAUGAGUGUAUAAUGUUAGCCACCCAACCUUUCUUAUACAGUCUUCUCGAAAAGCGCCUGGAAUGCACAAAUACCGAAAUACCUAUCUCCACCCCCGUCAAGCUCCUCUUGCAGACAUGUCUUAAAUCCGCC